Molecule: messenger RNA, 858 nt
Organism: Paraglomus occultum
Lineage: Eukaryota; Fungi; Glomeromycota; Glomeromycetes; Paraglomerales; Paraglomeraceae
Source: the annotation of a GenBank genome assembly
AUGGAAUUUCAACCAGACGACGUGUCUUCUAGCGAGUCUACUGGACAGAAAAACUGGCAGCGUUGGAAUGAAGCGGUCGACAAUGAAGAUGUUGAAGAAUAUGUUGAAGAUGAAGAGGGUUCAUUGUUAUUUGACUACAUAGCCGUAGAGAAUGCCAGAAGACAGUUGGUAGACAGAGAAUUAGAAAAUAUAGAAGACGAAACUAUUGAAGAAGCAUAUGAUAACAGGUAUAAAGAUUCUGAAAGUUGUGAUGAGGAUAUAUGUAUCCCAGAAAAGAACGCAUACAAGUUGUCGCCGUGUGUUGUCAUUGAUAAAUCUUCAGGAACGUUUGCACGUUGUAAUUCGGAGUGUAACUUAGAGCCGUUGUCUCAUAUGAUUGGAACGUGGGAGGUUGAUGUAGAACUGGGAGAGUGUGCAAAAUUUAAGUUGCAUGAUCCUUCAUUGGCAUUGCAAACAACAAGUGUGCAUCGUGUUCGCUUUAUUUGUUCAGAAUGCUUUGAAGCAAAUGGUGGGCAUCUGCAUAUUCGUCAGGGAUCGGGACACACUUUAACUUGUUCUCAAAGUGGUCAUCAUAAUAAUGACAUAAAGAAUGGCCUACAAACAUUUUCAAAAGCAAUAUUGAAUCUUUCAAAGACUGAUGAUGAAGAAAGGCAGCGCAUUUUUCUUACAUGUCUGAACUCAUUACUGAUAACAUCAUCACCAGAAACAUCAAAUAGUCCUCCUAGUUUAUUUGCAACAAAAGUAGCUAUGAGAUUGCAGAAUCUAGAUUUUGAUACAUUUUCAGAGUAUAGUCAAAUAGAAGAUUUAGAGUAUAGAAAAAUUGGUGAAUUUCUUGGAAAUGCUAUUAUUAUCAUAUAA